UCAAUUUUUUUUCUUUUGAUGCGAUUCACACUCUUCACCACCUUCCCCGCUAUAUGUACGAGAAAUUGAAAGCAAAGAGACAAAAUUGAGGUGUGGAAAAAAUGGAGCAGCUUGUGGUCCUCACUGGCUCACUCUUCCUCUACCAGUUUUCCACUUUUUCUCCCAUUUAUAUUCCCUUUCGCCUUGGACUUGCUUUCAAUCCCUCCUUCGCAUCUCUUUCUCAUAUGCUUCACCUUCCCUGAUUCUGCACUCCCUCUCUCGUUCGUGGAUGGAUGCUGCAAAAAUAGACGGCUUCAUGCCAAAAAUGGCCAACCAGAAGCCGCCGAAGAGGGAGGCGACGGAGGAAUACGCCGGAAAAAAUGGCAAUGGGAAGAAAGGAUCCGGUGCUUCACGGUGCUGCCAAGCGGAUAACUGCACCGCCGAUCUCAGUGAUGAGAAGUACUAUCACAGGAGGCACAAGGUGUGUGAGGAUCAUGCCAAGGCUCAGGCAGUGCUUGUGUGUGGGAUACGACAGCGUUUUUGUCAGCAAUGUAGCAGGUUUGGGAGGUUUCAUGAGUUAGCUGAAUUUGAUGAUGCUAAAAGGAGUUGUCGCCAGCGUUUGGCUGGACACAACGAACGGCGAAGAAAGAACUGCGAGUCCCAGUCGGAAGGCUGGAGCUGCAAAGGGUCAGGCAAGCAGUUGAAGGACAAAACUCGUGAGCAGAGUGAUGAUAGAGGGAGAAUUCAGAACAGCACCCAAGAUAAUGCUACUUAUAAGCAUUUCCAGAUGAGAUAAGAUAAUCUAAUUGCCUGCUGCUUCAAAGCAUGCUCUCUCUCUUCUGUCAUCCUGUGGAUGUGUAUGUCCAUUUUAACUAUUCCUAUGUCGCAUCUUGAGGUGAAAAUAUGGAUUUAGACCAAUGAGUUAUUGUAAGAAACUUGGAGACAGACCUAAGUACCUUCUUAUAUGUAUGCUUAACGAGCGCAAAGUAGUUGGUUUGCCUAAAUGCAUAGCUGGUCAUAAUACUAAGCUAAGCCAGUCAAUAUAACAUUACAAAAGAAUAUGGAUUGUUUUUCUAUUCAUGUUUGAUAUGAAAAUGUAAAAUGUUUUUGAGUAUGGAUAACUUCUGUUGCCAAAACUACAAUGAGACUGUGAAGAAUUGAAUACGAAUGUGGCCAUCUGCUUUAUUUUUCUAUA
This is a messenger RNA of Neltuma alba, 1174 nucleotides long. RefSeq names its product squamosa promoter-binding protein 1-like. The coding region runs from base 269 to 775 and encodes 168 amino acids. Gene Ontology annotation, molecular function: DNA binding. Lineage: Eukaryota; Viridiplantae; Streptophyta; Magnoliopsida; Fabales; Fabaceae. Gene Ontology annotation, cellular component: nucleus. The record is from RefSeq and is a predicted model, not a curated record. The transcript is spliced from 2 exons.